CAAAUUCCCAUCACAUUUCCCAUUGUUUUUUCGUUUCCAUUCCUGCUAUAAAUUGGUAAUGGCGAAUGAAAUCAGAUGAAAAGGAAAUUAUUUGAUGAAUUUCUUUCAGGAAUAAAUUAUAUAAGCUCUCAGUUUAAAAAAUGGAGAAUUUGUACGACAAUUUGGAAAACUAUGAGGAUGAAAACAUUGUCGCAGAAUUGAGAAGAGAAAAUGCUGAAUUGAAAUGCAAGCUUGAGGAAUAUUCUGAAACUCUUGACAAACUGCAAAAAAAUAUUUUGCAGGAUUUUGAUAAAGUUUCAGCAGAAUUUAAGAAAUUAGAAAUUAAUUAUUCAUCACUGUUAAAAACUGCUAAGCAAGAGAUAGAAAGAAAAACACAAAUUAUCACAAAACUGAACAUUGAGAAGGACAUGAUGGUUUUGAAUGCAAUACAAAAUAAAAACAUGCCAAGAAGGAUUAUAAAUAGAAAUCAAAACAGUGAAUUAGAAAAAGCAAAACAAACAAAUAUCGAGAGAUCAAAGACUAAUGAUAUACAUAAUAAUGAAAGAAACAAACAAAAACAUUUAUCUUCUGAAGAAACAACUACUAGUGCUAGUACAGAUAAUAUAAAGGAUUGUGUGAGCAAAAAUUUGGAUAGAUUAAGCAGUACAUGUCAGAAUGAAAAAAAAGAGAAUAUUGCAAAAGAAGAUAUUGUUAAACCUAAACCUUUAAGUAUAAGCAACAGGCGAAAGUCUAUGCCGGCUCUAAGGGCAGAGGCUAAAUUUAGUUCUGAUGAAGAUGAUGAAGAUCGAGAUUAUUGUACUACUAGUUCAAAGUUUCACAAAUCUAACCAUGACUUAAAACCACCGUAUGUGACGAAAACGUUUCACGAUAAGAAUAGAUUGCUAGAUGAUAGGUAUAGAACAUCUGAAACAUCCAGCAUGGAUGAUAAAUAUUCAAGCUAUCAUAAAUACAAUAAGGAUUUCAGAAACAGAAAUAGCAGAUACGAUAGUUAUAAAAAUAGAAAUAGAGAGCCACAAAAGUAUAAGAGACAUUUUAGUCCAGAGAAAUCUCGAAGAAACACCAGAAACUACUUGGACGAUCACAAUUCAAGGCAAGAAUUUAAGAGACAUAGAGUCUUGGAAAGUCCUUCUCCUGACAGAGGACAUAAUUAUCAACGAUGGAACCGUGAAGUCAGAACAAGGUAUGACACAGAUGAAUAUAAUGAUAAAGACAAGUUCAGAGGCAGGCAUCAAGAAAACUAUGCAGGAAAACACAAGUUGCCAAAUGAUAAUGAAGAACCAAUGAAUAAGAGAAGACGCAAUGACUCUUAUCACAAUCGCGAAGAAGAAAAAAGGUGGAUCGAAGAUAGAGUUCCCAUACAAACUUCUGUUUCAGUGGAACAAAUAAAUCAGAUGGAUUGUCAGUCUCCUGAUUAUCCAGUGAUACCAGAAUCUGCGUCAACACAACCCGUCAGAGAAAUAAGAUACACAGCUGUAAUGAAAUUAGAAGAUCCAAGACUUCUCAGUAAAAGGUAUAUCAUGUGUCAAGGUGACAAAAAUUUAUCAGCAAUUACUGGAAGAAAUAUUGAUUUCAAGGCAAUUGACACUUCAUGUUGGAAUAUGGAACGUGUAGAAUUACCUAAAGCACUCACACGGCGGCCAUCGCAGUGUAGUGAAGACCUAGUCCAAAACAUAUACAUGGAUAUCGAGAAUCCCGUUUCAAAUUUGUCAAUGGAAUCUGGCGAAAUAGGAAGUUUUGAUAGGGAUGAGUUAGAAACAUUUGAUACAGCACAGCCAUUCCAUCAUAAACUUUACAACUAUGAUCAUGCUUCUUUGAAAAAUACAGCAUCCGAAACAGCAUCGGAAAAAAUACCCACACUAAAGGAAGAUAGUAAAUAUAAAAUGUCGAAGUUAAAUCAACUUGAAAAGAACCAGGUUUCUGUGGACAAACCCAAAGAUGACUUUAAUCAACUAAAAGAGAAAAAUAUUGUCAGUAUGGAAAUGAAUAGGUGCAAUAUACCUGAAGAAAAACGUGAAUAUCUUACUAAAAAUGUACACGAAAGAAAAAUAUUUGACAAAAAAGAUCCAAACAGCCUUGAUAGAUUAGAUGACACUGACAAUUUAAAUACAAAAAAAAUUGAACAACAUGAUUUAAAAUCAACAGGGAAACACACUGUAGAAGGGGAUUUAGAGUUAAGUGAUGAAACUAAUGACAAUGACGUUCAGAAGAAGCUUAUCACUGAAAUUGAUAUUAGAACUGUUAAAGAUGUAACCACAGAAAAUGAAUUUAUGAGUGAAAAUCAUUCCACCGAAGCGAAUAAAGGGAGUGGAGUACUUGAUUUGCAAGCAAAUCCUAAGUCUAUAAAUGAGGAUACUAAGAAAUCCAAAAGCAAACGAAAAUCCCAAAAAAGUUUAAAUAAAGAGAUUUCUAAAAAAGAUGAUGCUGUAGUAAUCAGAGAAAAACGAACAAGAUCUAAAAAGGAUAAGAAAGAAGUAAAAGAAAUAAAGACUAAAUUUAGUGAGUUGUUUGGUGAUACAACCAGCAGUUUAAUAACACCAGAUGACUUAGGAUUACCAACUGUAGAAACUCAAAGCCAAACAGUGCAAUACAUACCCAUUUGUGAAGACGCUCAAGAUGCGGUUUUGCAGAAGCCGAUUGACAUACCAAACAAAAAAGACACCAUAACAACUAAUGAUGCGAACAACAUAGAAUGUGAAGGAAACAUUGGUGUAAAAUUACCAGAAAAAUGUAUAAGUGGCAAACCUAAUAAUAUUAAGAAAAAGAAAUCAAAGAAAAAAGAAACAGAAAAAACUGUUUCCUCCAAUCAAACGGAAACUGAUCCUAAACCCACUUGUGAUAAGUCUUCUGGAGAAGUGAAAAAAGAUACUUCCGAAUAUCAGAAUCAUGAAUAUAAUGUGGAUGAAGCUCACAAAACUAAUAAUCUUCAAAAUGUUUUAUUACAGAAGCCAGACCUAUUAUUAAAAGCUUUAGCGACCUCUACCCCACAGAAAGAAAUCAAAGAAAACCCAGUUGUUUUGCCCAUAGUAAUUACAGGUAAUUCAACGUCCAAUCCUGACUGCGUUAGCAACUACUUGCAUAAUAUAGUUGUAAGUAUUGACGAUAAUAAUACAGGUACAGAUCAGACUUCAAAUAAUGAAACAUUGGACUCUCAAACCGAAGUAGAUGCACCUGAUGUUAGAAUAUUUGUGAAGAGAAGAAGAAAAGUUAUGAGAAAAUCUAAACCGUCAUAAAGUAAAGUAAUUGACUGCUGAUUAUUAUAUAAAAGAUGUGUAUAUAUGUAUAGUAUAGGUAGUUAACCUAUCUAAGUAUUACGAUAAUUAGUUAUUUUGAUGAUUUUUGUUGUGUUCUGAUGACUGUUACUUAGAACAAGAUUAUGAACUAUAAUGUUUAGAGAUUAGAUUUUUAUUUUAUUAACAAAAAAAUAUGUGGCACUUCUUAAUAGAUUUUUCACAGAAUUACCAAAACUGAAAGUUUGAAGAGUAGUAUAGUUUGUAUCGGAUGAUUAUUUAUUUAAUAAAAUACUUUUAAGU
Molecule: messenger RNA, 3530 nt
Organism: Chilo suppressalis (striped riceborer)
Lineage: Eukaryota; Metazoa; Arthropoda; Insecta; Lepidoptera; Crambidae
Source: the annotation of a GenBank genome assembly